AUGUCAUCUUUAGUACAAUUAUCUAGAUUCUGUGCUCAUUUGAAGAACAGUUUGAAUGUCACCAUGAGUAAAACCUCACUUCCAUAUAACAGAACAAAUUUACAAGCAGCCAUGGCAUUAUAUCAACAAGGUUUUAUAAGUUCGGUUCAAAGAGGUUCAACAGAAGGUCCAGAUUUAGUGCCUACAGAAGCAACUCCAGAUAAUAUAACCUCUAGAAGACUAUGGGUAGAUUUAAAAUACAGAAACAAUCAAUCUGUCAUAAGUGAAUUAAAUUUGAUUUCAAAACCAAGUAGAAAAAUCAAUUUGACAUCAGAAGAAAUCAAAGCAUUUGCAUCUGGUUUAAGAGUAAGAAACCUUCCUCCUUUACAACCAGCUGAAUGUGUUUUUAUUGAAAAUGAUAGAGAGGUUGUCGAAGUUCAAGAUGCCGCUAAAAGAGGUUUGUCCGGUCAAGCUUUAUUUAGAGUUAGAUAA
Molecule: messenger RNA, 471 nt
Organism: Candida tropicalis MYA-3404
Lineage: Eukaryota; Fungi; Ascomycota; Pichiomycetes; Serinales; Debaryomycetaceae
Product: mitochondrial 37S ribosomal protein MRPS8
Exons: 1
Coding region: 1-471 (156 amino acids)
Biological process (GO): translation
Cellular component (GO): ribosome
Molecular function (GO): structural constituent of ribosome
Source: RefSeq, a predicted model, not a curated record